Messenger RNA from Rotaria sordida, 957 nucleotides. NCBI's taxonomy places the organism in Eukaryota, Metazoa, Rotifera, Eurotatoria, Philodinida, Philodinidae. The record is from the annotation of a GenBank genome assembly.
AUGGUUACCAUCAUGUCACACAUCUCUGAUUAUUUUGAGCAAUUUAAUAGUUCAUUAACAGCUGGUUCUCAACCAUCAUCUCAAUCUCAUAUUGUUUCAUCAUCAACAAAUAAAAUUCCACUUACAUUUUAUGUAUUUGAUUUUGAACGAUAUAGUGAUGAAAUGGGAACAUUACGAGAUUUACGUACAUAUAUGAUUCAACGUUGGCAUAAUAGUUUUUUCUAUGCUCUUGCAUAUUUAUUUUUAAUCUAUACGGGUCAGAUUUAUAUGAAAAAUAAGCCUCGAUUUGAAUUACGUUUAUGGUUAGCAGCAUGGAAUACAUUAUUGGCAUUAUUUUCAAUAUUUGGAGGUAUGCGAGUGUUACCGGAAUUAAUUUAUGCUAUUAGUCGACAUGGUAUGAAAUACUCAAUUUGUAAUAAUUCAAAUGCAUUUGGCGUUGUUGGAUUUUGGACAUGGGCAUUUUGUUUUUCAAAAUUACCCGAAUUAGUUGACACGGUAUUUAUUGUUCUUCGUAAACAACCAUUAAUUUUUCUUCAUUGGUAUCAUCAUGCAUCAGUUUUAAUUUAUUGUUGGUUCAGUUAUCAAGAUUAUAGUUCAACAGGAAGAUGGUUUUGUGUUUUGAAUUAUAUUGUUCAUGGAAUAAUGUAUUCUUAUUAUGCAUUACGUGCAUUAAAAUUUCGUAUACCACGUUGGGUAUCAAUGAUAAUAACGAUGCUUCAAUUAACUCAAAUGAUAGUUGGUUGUUGGGUUAAUUUACAAGCAUGGCAAUAUAAAAAAAAAGGUGAAAAAUGUUAUGUAACAGAGGAAAAUUUAAAAGUAUCAUUAAUUAUGUAUGGAACAUAUUUUCUAUUAUUUGCUCAUUUUUUUCUUGGUUCGUAUAUAUUUAAAUCAAAACGUGGAAACAAACAAAUCGAUCAAAAACAAGAAAAAAAUCAACAUAUAAAAAAAAUUGAUUAA